Molecule: messenger RNA, 510 nt
Organism: Penicillium alfredii
Lineage: Eukaryota; Fungi; Ascomycota; Eurotiomycetes; Eurotiales; Aspergillaceae
Product: peroxiredoxin family protein
Exons: 5
Coding region: 1-510 (169 amino acids)
Biological process (GO): cell redox homeostasis; cellular response to oxidative stress; hydrogen peroxide catabolic process
Cellular component (GO): mitochondrion; cytoplasm; peroxisome
Molecular function (GO): thioredoxin peroxidase activity
Source: RefSeq, a predicted model, not a curated record
AUGACCACUCUCAAGCCUGGCGACACAUUCCCCAGCGACGUUGUUUUCCAGUAUAUCCCCUGGUCGGAGGAUAGUGGGGAUAUUACGUCGUGCGGCAUCCCCAUCAACUACAAAGCCUCCGAGGAGUGGGCCAACAAGAAGGUUGUUCUCUUCUCGGUGCCAGGGGCCUUCACCCCCACAUGUUCGGUCAACCAUGUCCCCGGCUAUAUCAAGAACCUCCCUAAUCUGCGGGAGAAAGGAGUGGAUAUCGUGGCGGUGCUCGCCUUCAAUGAUCCCUUUGUGAUGAGCGCCUGGGGCAAGGCAAAUAAGGUGCAAGGAAACGACAUUUUGUUCCUGUCCGAUCCCGAUGCCAAAUUCUCCAAGGGCAUUGGCUGGGCCGACGAAGCCUCUGGACGCACCGGCCGGUAUGCUGUGAUCAUCGACCAUGGCAAGGUCAGCUAUGCCCAGAUUGAAACGGAGAAAGGUGCCGUGAAGAAAUCGAGUGCCGAUGCCGUCCUUGCGUCGUUGUGA